AUGGAUCCCAAUGUAGAACCUUUAGUAUACUCAUUAUUUUAUCCGCAUGGUACAAAAGGUUGGCACAAAGAUAUAUCAUGUGUUAAUAAAAAUAAAAGUAUCACUCGCAAUGCUUAUAUUAAGUAUCGAUUAGCUAUACGUAAUGAUUUUAAUAAAUUUUUAUUAGGUCGGAGAUUAUUUCAACAAUGGGUCGUUGACAGCUAUGUUAAAAUAGAAAAGGAUAGAAUACGUUAUUGUAAAAAUAAUCAAAAACAGUUGCGUGUUGAGACAUAUCAAGGGUUGAUUGAUUAUUCACAUAAAAAAAGUAAUGAUACUAAUAGUCAAAUCGGAAAAAUGAUAAUACUUCCAUCAUCCUUUAUUAAUUCACCACGAAGUAUGUUACAGUUAUAUCAAGAUUCUAUGGCUAUUGUUAGAAAAUAUGGAAAACCUGAUAUUUUUCUUACCAUGACUUGCAAUCCAAAAUGGCUUGAGAUUGAAGAAAAUCUACUACCUGGACAAACGGUAGCUGAUAGACCUGAUCUUAAAUUUUUCGGUGAUGUUGAAGCUUAUUUGGAUGUAAUUGAAUUCCAAAAACGCGGUUUACCAUAUAUGCAUAUGUUAAUUACAUUAAAAAAAUAUUGUAAAAUAAAUACGUCUGUAUUAGUAGACAAAUAUAUUUCAGCAGAAAUCCCUGAUCCAACUAUAAAUCCUAAGUUGCAUAAUAUUGUUAUGAAUAAUAUGAUACACGGUCCUUGUGGUGAUUGGUGCCUGGUCAAUAGUAAGUGUUCGAAAAAAUAUCCGAAAUCAUUUGUCGAAAAAACAGCAAUGGAUGAGAAUGGCUAUCCGCAUUAUGGACGAAAAAAUACAAAUAUACAAUACAUCAAAAGAUUAAAAUCUUACGAUUUUUCAGUUAAUAACAGUCUUGUUGUACCUCAUAAUCAAAGAUUGUUACUGUUAUUCAAUUGUCAUAUAAAUAUUGGAAUUGUAUCCAGUAUUAGAGCAGUUAAAUAUUCAUAUAAAUAUAUUUAUAAGGGUCAUGAUGCAGCUGCUUUCAAUAUUUCAAAUUCUGAAAACAUUAUCAACCAUGAUGAAAUUAAAGAUUAUUUAGAAGGACGCUAUGUAGGACCUGUAGAAGCAUGUUGGCGAAUUUUUAACAAAGAAUUGCAAAAUAAAAGUCAUACUGUCACACGAUUACCUAUACAUUUACCUAAUCAACAAUCUAUUGUAGUUCACUCAACAGAAAAUGAUGAAAGUAUUAUAAGUGCUUUAGACAAAGCAAGUAUGCUUCUCGAAUUUUUUGCCUUGAACUCACGAGAUUCAGAAGCUCAUAAUUAUAUAUAUUCCGAAAUUACUUGCCAUUAUGUCUUUAAAAAAACAAAUGGUUCAGAACAAUCCCAAUGGCAUAAGCGACAAACUCAAUUUAAUGUUAUUGGGCGAGCAACAAGCUUUGAUGAUUCAAAAACUGUAAAUGGAGUUACUUAUAAUACCUUUGUUGAUACAUGCUUAGUAUUGGGACUUAUUGAAGACGAUGAUGAAUGGAAAAAGGUUAUGACAGAAGCAGAAUCGUGGAUGAUGCCACAUCAAUUACGUAGACUAUUCGUACGUAUUUUAAUACAUUGUCAACCACUUCAUCCAGAACAAUUAUGGGAAACAUUCAAAAACGCGACGUCAGAAGAUUUUCUUAGACAAUUUGGAGCAAAUGUAGCUUAUAAAAAAGCGUACAUACAAAUUAACACCUUAUUAAUAAUAGAAGGUUCGAGUCUUAACGAAUUUUCAUCUAUGGAACAGAUUACAGACAUUGAAAAUUCUGAUUUCGAUGAUAUUUCUCCACAAGAACAUAAUAGAAUUGGUCAAUAUCAAUAUAAUCAAUUAAAUAAAAAACAAAAAGAUUUUGUUGAUCAUGUAACGUAUUCAAUUGAUAAUGUUAAUGGAGAGAAUAAUAUAUCAAGAUGCUUUUUUGUUGAUGGACCUGGAGGUUCAGGGAUAGCCGCAACAUUACUUCCACAUGGUAAAACUGUACAUAGAACGUUUGGUAUGCCAGUACCUUUAUUUAGUGAUGCAACAUCAAAUAUUAAACCUCGAUCAAAACAAUACGAAUAUUUAAAAAAAUGUGAUCUUUUUAUUUGGGAUGAAGCUCCAAUGGCUCCGAGAUAUGCAUUAGAAUUAGUAGAUCGAACAUUGCGUGAUAUAAUGAAUAAUACUCAACUUUUUGGUGGAAAAAUCUUGGCUCUUGGGGGUGAUUUCAGACAACUACUUCCAGUAUCGACAAAUGCACCUCGAAUAGCUAAUGGAACGCUUAAUGAUAGUAAUGAUUAUUUAACUGUUCCAGACGAUUGUAUAGCUGAUGAACAUUGCAAUAUUGUUGACAAUUUGUAUGGUCCAACAAUAAGAAAUGAAACUUUUGAUGAUUUUACAAAAUUAGCUAUACUUGCUCCUCGCAAUACUGAUGUGGAUGAAAUAAAUAAUGAUGUUGUUAAUUUACUUGAUGCAACCACAGCAAAAAUAUAUAAAAGUAUUGAUUCUAUUGAUCAAUGUGAUAAUAGUGAUAUAAAUGAUGCUAUUGUGCCAGAAUAUGUAAAUAGUCUGAAUCCACCUAAUUUUCCACCUCAUGAAUUUCGAUUAAGAUUAAAUACGGUUGUAAUGCUCGUUAGAAACUCAAGUAUUAAUGAAGGCUUAUGUAAUGGUACUCGAUUGUUGAUUAUAGAUCUGGGAAAUAAUGUACUAAAGUGUAAAAUUUUAACGGGUGACAGAAUUGAAAAUAUAUUUUUCAAUCGUAUUACACUGUAUUACGAAUAUUCAGAAGUAUUCAUCGUUAAACGUAGGCAAUAUGCGAUUAGAUUAGCAUUUGCGAUGACAAUAAAUAAAGCUCAGGGUCAGACAUUUGACAAAAUUGCUAUAGAUUUACGUAAAGAUGUAUUUAACCAUGGACAAUUAUACGUUGCUAUGUCACGGCUCGUUAUUGAUCAAGCUCAUCGACGAACGCUCCAUGGAGGAACUCAAGUUACUCUCAUUCAUGUUCGAGAAAAGUUUUGGAUCCUAGGAGGAAGAGCUCCUAUUUGCUCAUUUAUCCUGCGAUGCGUGAUCUGUGCUCGAUAUCGUGUUCGACGUGCUUAA
This is a messenger RNA of Chelonus insularis, 3093 nucleotides long. RefSeq lists its product as uncharacterized. The transcript has 6 exons. Gene Ontology annotation, molecular function: ATP binding; DNA helicase activity. The record is from RefSeq and is a predicted model, not a curated record. Gene Ontology annotation, biological process: telomere maintenance; DNA repair. The coding region runs from base 1 to 3093 and encodes 1030 amino acids. NCBI's taxonomy places the organism in Eukaryota, Metazoa, Arthropoda, Insecta, Hymenoptera, Braconidae.